Messenger RNA from Trichosurus vulpecula (common brushtail), 2024 nucleotides. It is a transcript of the gene TPM1, whose product is annotated as tropomyosin 1. The transcript is spliced from 8 exons. Gene Ontology annotation, biological process: cardiac muscle contraction; actin filament organization. NCBI's taxonomy places the organism in Eukaryota, Metazoa, Chordata, Mammalia, Diprotodontia, Phalangeridae. Bases 425 to 1171 code for a protein of 248 amino acids. Gene Ontology annotation, cellular component: actin filament. The record is from RefSeq and is a predicted model, not a curated record. Gene Ontology annotation, molecular function: actin filament binding.
CUUGGCGUAGCCCCGAAAGAGCUGUAUCGUAGUCCUGCGCCUCGCUCCCUCCCAGGGCUCGGCCCCUGCCUCCAGGCUCCACCCGCCCCCAGCCCCGCAUCCUGCUGCGCUCCGCGCACCCGCCUGCGGUUGGUUUGUUUGCUCUACGAGCCGCGGCUACUCAGCCUAGCCCGGAGAGGCGGGGGGGACUUCCGGGGCUGAGCCAGGAGGAGGAGAGGGACAAGGAGAAAGGGAAGGAAAGGGAGAGGACCGGGCGGCGGCGGCGCAGGCCAGUGCAAAGCCCAGCCCGGGGAGGGACCGCGGGAGCAGCCGCGCCCGUGCCUGGAGGCUCGCGGCCAGCGCCUUGCAGCGACCUCCCAUUGCAGCCUCUUCCCGGUCUCUUCCUCCUCCUCCUCCUCCUCCUCCCUCUGAACUGCCGGUAACGAUGGCGGGUAUGAGCUCUUUGGAGGCGGUGAGAAGGAAGAUCAGAAGCCUGCAGGAGCAGGCUGACUCCGCGGAGGAGCGAGCGGGGAGCCUGCAGCGGGAACUGGACCAGGAGAGGAAACUGAGGGAAACUGCUGAAGCUGAUGUAGCUUCUUUGAACAGACGUAUCCAGCUGGUUGAGGAAGAGUUGGACAGAGCUCAGGAGCGCUUGGCAACUGCCCUGCAGAAAUUGGAGGAGGCUGAAAAGGCAGCAGAUGAGAGUGAGAGAGGAAUGAAGGUCAUUGAAAGCAGAGCCCAGAAGGAUGAGGAGAAAAUGGAAAUUCAGGAGAUUCAACUUAAAGAGGCCAAGCACAUUGCUGAGGAUGCCGACCGCAAGUAUGAAGAGGUGGCCCGGAAACUGGUCAUCAUUGAGAGUGACCUGGAGCGUGCAGAAGAGCGUGCUGAGCUCUCAGAAGGCAAAUGUGCCGAGCUUGAAGAAGAGUUGAAAACUGUGACGAACAACCUGAAGUCACUGGAGGCUCAGGCUGAGAAGUACUCACAAAAGGAAGACAAAUAUGAAGAGGAAAUCAAGGUCCUUUCUGACAAACUGAAAGAGGCUGAGACUCGGGCUGAAUUUGCUGAGAGGUCAGUAACCAAAUUGGAAAAGAGCAUUGAUGACUUAGAAGAGAAAGUGGCACAUGCCAAGGAAGAAAACCUUAGUAUGCAUCAGAUGCUGGAUCAGACUUUACUGGAGUUAAACAACAUGUGAAAACCUCCUUAGCGGCGACCACAUUCUUACCUUUUAUUUUUUUUAUUUUUUUUUAUAAACACCUGCUUGCCAUGAAACCCCUUUCAUUUGUUUUUGUUUUUGUUUCUUUUUUUUAAUUUUGUUUUACCACUGUCACGGGAACAUCUGCAAAAUACCGGCCAGACAUUAGGGGAACAGCAGAAAAGGGCAAGCCUUAGACAGGUCAGGGUGAUGAUGGUUUAAAUGUGCCAUUUCCCAGUAUAAUGUUGCCUACACUUUGUAGAGAGUAUAGCAACACAGUAUGUGCAGUCCAGGAAUCCUCACAAGUAGAAAGAUUUCCACUUCAAAUGCCAACUCUGUAUUUAACAAGAUUAACGUUGGAAACACAAUCAGGUGUGGACUGGUGCUACUCUGAGCAAAAGGUACUUCUGUGGUCUUUUGUUUGAUUAUACAAUUUAGAAUUCUGCCCAGCACAAUAAUUUAUUUUGUCUGAAUUUUAUUAAGAGAUGAGAAUUUGGACUUUAUAUGCCUGAAUUCAAUUGAAAACAUCAACAAAAGAUUUGUAAGCCACACAGCUAUUUUAAGACUUCAGUACACUUGUACACUUGCAGCUCAUUACAAAUUGUAGGGCAGCAUUUCUAAAGGAAUUUCCACUCUUUUUUUCUUCAGUUUUUCAUGUUAAAAUGAAAGAUUAAUUUAGGCACUACAUUAAAUUGGUAGAGAAAAAUGUUUCUUAUUUGUGUUGGGGGGAUUAAAAAUCGGUAUUUGCCUCACUUUAUUUUACACACUCUUGAGCAGUUUUUAAAAGUUAUAACUAUGUAAACAUUGUAUAAUGAUAUGGAAUAAAAAUGCACAUUUUAGGACAUUUUCUAAA